CUCUCUUCUUCUUCUUCUAUCUCACUGUCAACCCUAAUUCAUUUCAAUCCUUCAGUAUCAUGCACACAUAAAAUUUUGUUUGUUCCCACUUGUUAUAUCUAUAUCUCUAUAUAGGACUUAAGAGAAACCCGACACUAUAUUAUUGCCUUUCGUGGAUCAUUGGCAAGUCAUGUUUCGUGGACCAUUGGCAAGUCAUGUUUAUCCUGUUUGCCAACAAACUGAGAUUCAGAUACCCUUUAAAAAUCCCACUUUUAGGUCUCCUUUGUUGUUUACACACUCGUUCCUUGUGUCCUUAUGUGAAACCCAUCAAUUGGAACACCUCCCACAGCUUCGUUCGAAACAACCCUCUCCUUUCUCUCUUAGAAAGGUGUCAGUCCUUGCUCCAGUUGAAGCAAAUCCAGGCCCAGAUGAUCCUGACUGGCUUCAUUAACGACAGCUUUGCCGCAAGUCGUCUUGUUACAUUCUGUGCUUUAUCUGAAUCGCAGGCCCUUGAGUAUUGUACCAAGAUCUUGUAUUGGAUCCGAGAACCAAAUGUAUUUUCUUGGAAUGUGACAAUUAGGGGAUUUGUGGAAAGUGGGGACUUAGAAGGAGCUGUUUUGUUGUACAAGAGAAUGUUGCAAUCUGGUGUUAUGAAACCAGAUAAUCAUACUUAUCCUUUCUUGCUCAAGGCUUGCUCUUUCCCAUCUAUGAAUUGUGUUGGUUAUACAGUACUUGGACAUGUGUUGAAGUUUGGAUUUGAAUUUGAUAUAUUUGUGCACAAUGCAUCAAUAACUAUGUUACUCUCGUAUGGAGAGUUGGAGGCAGCGUAUGAUGUGUUCAACAAUGGUUGUGUGAGAGACUUGGUAACAUGGAAUGCCAUGAUUACGGGAUGUGUUAGAAGAGGGCUAGCUAAUGAGGCUAAAAAACUCUAUCAGGAAAUGGUGGCAGAGAAAGUGAAACCAAAUGAGAUUACGAUGAUUGGGAUUAUUUCUUCUUGUUCUCAACUGCAGGAUUUGAAUCUCGGCAGAAAAUUUCAUCUUUAUGUCACAGAACAUGGCAUUGAGUUGACAAUCCCACUCAAUAAUGCACUUAUGGACAUGUAUGUCAAGUGUGGAGACCUGUUGGCUGCACGAAUUCUAUUUGAUAAAAUGGCACACAAGACCAUUGUUUCAUGGACGACAAUGGUUUUGGGGUAUGCUAGAUUUGGUUUUCUGGAUGUCGCUCGGGAGCUUUUGUAUAAAAUUCCAGAAAAGAGUGUUGUGCCUUGGAAUGCAAUCAUCAGUGGCUGUGUCCAAGCUAAGAAUAGUAAAGAGGCCCUGGCUCUGUUCCAUGAAAUGCAAAUUAAGAAAAUCAAACCUGAUAAAGUUACCAUGGUUAACUGUUUGUCUGCAUGCUCACAACUAGGAGCACUUGAUGUAGGAAUAUGGAUUCACCAUUAUACUAAAAGGCAUAGUAUUUUUCUCGAUGUUGCAUUGGGCACUGCACUAGUUGACAUGUAUGCUAAGUGUGGAAAUAUUGCAAAGGCUCUCCAAGUUUUCCAAGAGGUUCCUCAAAAGAAUUGUUUGACCUGGACAGCCAUUAUUUGUGGUUUAGCACUUCAUGGGAAUGCCUGGGAUGCUAUAUCCUAUUUCUCAGAAAUGAUCCGUAGUGGCUUAAGACCUGAUGAGAUCACUUUUCUUGGUGUCUUAUCAGCUUGUUGUCAUGGAGGUUUAGUUGAAGAAGGCCAAAAAUACUUUUCCCAAAUGAGCUUUAACUUUAAUAUAACUCCUCAGCUUAAACACUACUCGUGCAUGGUGGAUCUUUUAGGAAGGGCUGGUCAUUUGGAGGAAGCCGAAGAGCUUAUUAGAAAUAUGACAAUAGCAGCAGAUGCUGCUGUGUGGGGUGCUUUAUUCUUUGCAUGUCGUGUUCAUGGUAAUGUUUUAAUAGGAGAGAGGGCAGCUUUGAAACUUCUUGAGAUGGAUCCUCAAGAUAGUGGUAUUUAUGUUUUGCUUGCUACUAUGUACAGUGAGGCAAAAAUGUGGAAGGAGGCAAGGAACGCAAGAAAUAUAAUGAAGAAGAGAGGAGUAGAAAAGAUUCCUGGUUGCAGCUCAAUUGAAAUCAAUGGCAUUGUGCACGAGUUUGUGGCAAAGGAUGCGUUACAUCCACAGUUUGAAUGGAUUUAUGAAUGCCUGGUUUCAUUGACAAAGCAACUAGAGCUUCUUAUGUUAAAAUGUGAAAUUCCUGCUUAUGGAGAUGAAUUUGUUUCCUAAACUUGUCAGUUUGUUUUCUCUAUUUCUUCUGCUCAUUUUAUUACAAUCUUCCCUGGAUAGCCUGUACCAACUUUUCAUUCUACCAAGGGGGUCCUACCUUAGAAAAUAUAUGUAAAUACCAUGAAGACAUUUGAUAGGUCUUGGAAGGUUUAUGUCAGAAAACAUAGAAAGAACAGUUAGUAAGUGGUGGUUGGAGGAGUUUUAUAGCAGUUAGCAGUAGUUUCUUUGUCAGUUAUGUUUUGUUUAUGUCUUUUAAGGAGUUGGGGGUGUAUUGUGUUGGUUGUCGAGUGUUUUAUUUCUGAAACAGGAUUUGUCCUGUGUAAGGGAAAGUUUUUCCCUUGACUGUUGUUGAUUGCUUUCACAGUUUUCCAUUCAAUAAAACUGUUUUUCCCUUGUGAGAAUUCAUAAACUUGUUGUGAUUAUUGACUCUAAGAUAGUAUCUAGGUUACUUGAUACUAAGAAACCUAACAAUUUGGCCCAACCUACCAGAUCAAAAAAACAGUGAGAGAGAGUCAUGGAGGGUAGAUUAAGCAUGUUGGAGAGGACAAUGGAGAGAGGAAUCUAUAGCCAAUUUUCAAAGGCUCAAUGAAAUGAUGGAGGAAUUAAUGCGCAAAAGGAAAAAUUUAGAAAGAGACUAUGAAGGAAGUAGAGGAUCUAUGAAUGGAGAUAGAGUGGGAAAAAGGAAUGAGAAUGACGAAGAAUCGGAGGAUGAAUGAAGAGGGAAUCAGUGGGGAUGGACGAGGAGAGAGAACUUCCCACAUUUGAAGGAGGAGAUCCUGUGGGAUGGAUAACAAGAGCAGAAAAAUUCUUCAAAGUUCAGGAGGUUACAUCUAGAGAGAAAAUCAGAUUGGCCUUUAUUAGUAUGGAGGGAGUAGCCAGUCAUUGGUUUCAAUUUUGGAAGACAAAAACCAAUAACCCCACUUGGAAGGAGUUGACGCAAGCACUUAUUAGGAGAUUUGGGGGAAAAGAAAGAUCUUCAGUAUUCAAAAAGUUGGCAUCAAUUAGGCAGAAAGGCGAAAUAGAGGAAUAUAUUCAAUAAUUUGAAAUGUUGGUGGGACAAGCAACUAAGUUGACAGAGGAACAAUUAAUGGGAUACUUCUUUGUGGGUGUACAUUCUAAUAUAUGAAGUCAGAUUAGACCGCAUAAUCCUAAGGAUCUCAUGAGGGCCAUGGAGAUAACGAGAGAUGUGGAGGAAGCUUCGAAGGAGAAUAGAAUGGGGGGAAAGAACUAUUAAUAGAAGUGGAGGUUAUCAAAAUCGUUAUCAUGGUAGUGGAGGGGUGAUCUCCAGGGUUGAAACUUUGAAAGGGACAAGGAACGAAAUAGGAAGUUUCAAUAAUGCCAACAUGUUUAGGAAGGAAGGAGGAACCAUGAUGGAAUCCCGAGUUGGGAGUAAUGACAUAGGGAGUAAUGACAUAGGGAGUUGCCGAAACAUGGGAAUGAGGAAUCUACCCUAUCCUGAAUACAUUAGAAGAAGAGAAGAGGGGCGUUGCUUUCAUAUUGGGGGACCUUUUAGUCCGGGACACAAGUGCCCUGAAAAAAAUAUUAGAGUUCUCAUUAUGGGAGAUGACGAGGAAGACAUGGAAGAAGAUGAAGAGGAGAAAAAACAGAAUCAUAUGGAUUUGUCAGUCUUUUCUGUAGGUGGGCUGGCAUCUUCUAAUAGUAUGAAGUUACAAGGGGUGCUCAAAGGGAAGAAGGUGUUAGUUUUAAUUGAUAGUGGUGCUAGCCACAAUUUUAUUUUAACCAAGUUAGUGGAGGAAUUGAAUUUGGAAGUAGAAAAUACUCCUUCCUACACUGUUUGUUUCGGAGAUAGGCAUAAGAAGCAUAUUGUUGGAUGUUGUCCAAAUUUGCUUUUGCAAUUGAAGGGAUUGAUGAUUGAGGAAAAAUUCUAUCUUUUUGAAUUAGGUGGAGUAGAUCUAUUUUUGGUAGUUUCGUGGUUGGCUACUUUAGGAGAAGUUAAGACUAAUUGGAAGACUUUAACUAUGAGAUUUAACCAAGAUGCUAGGGAAGUGAGAAUUCAAGGAGACCCAACUCUAACAAAAAGAGUUAUUACACCAGCGACAUUAUUGAAAGAAAUUGAGAUUGAAGUGGUUUCUUUGGUAUGGAAUAUGGGCUGUACAGAAUUAGAGGAGAGGGUGGAUGAAGGUGAAACAUUGCACCCAGAGCAGCAAGCAGAGUUGGAGGACAUUUUGGAAGAUUUUGAGGAUAUUUUCCAAGAACCAAAGGGAUUACCUCCUAAUCGGUCAAUGAACCAUCAAAUCCGUGUCAAAGUAAGUGUGGAUCCUGUGAAUGUAAGGCCUUAUCGUUAUCCCCAUUUGCUUAAAACAGAAAUUGAAAAACAAGUAUCUGAAAUGCUAACUUCUAGAAUCAUAAGGCCAAGUAACAGUCCAUAUUCAAGCCCUGUUAUCUUAGUGAAGAAAAAAGAUGAAAGUUAGAGGUUUUGUAUAGAUUAUAGGGCAUUAAAUAAGGCCACCAUUCCGGAUAAGUUUCUCAUUCCAGUUAUUGAGGAGUUACUAGAUGAAUUAAAUGAGGCUACUUAUUUCUAUAAAGUAGAUUUGAAGGCUGGAUACAACCAAAUCAGAAUGGAGGAGAAAGAUAUUCCAAAGACUGCUUUCCGUACUCAUCAAGGGCAUUAUGAAUUCUUGGUGAUGCCAUUUGGAUUAUCUAACGCUCCUACCACUUUUCAAUGUUUAAUGAACACAGUCUUGAGGCAGUUUUUGAGGAGAUGUGUACUAGUCUUUUCUGAUGAUAUUUUAAUUUAUAGGAAUUUAUCGGAGGAACAUAGGGACCAUCUAAAGCAAGUUCUCCAAACAUUGAGACAACAACAACUGUAUGCCAAUAAGAAGAAAUGUGACUUUGGCAGGCUACAAAUAAGCUAUUUGGGACAUGUUAUUUCUAGAAAAGGGGUGAUGAUGGACCCAGAGAAGAUUAAAGCUAUGAAAGAAUGGCCUGAACCGCAUAAUAGGAUCUGUUCAUAUGGCACAGAACCAGAACCAACUAUGGCAAUCAUUGGCCAGAACAUUGAUUCUAAUGAUGCCAUGUACAUUUUGGAGAAUACUUGCAUAGUUACGGUGUUGGACUCCAACUUAAAUGACUUCAUGACUUGGUUCUACUUCUAGACUCUACGGGAUGAAGAGGUCAAGUUAAAGAAAUUCUGAAUGUUAUGAGGAGUAGGAAGAAAACUGAUACUGUAAAUUCUGUCUUGAAAUUGACCAAAGAAAGUGGGAGCUGGAUUCAAUAUAGGUUAUCCAUGUAUCACUGCCAAAGUGGACAACCGUAAAAUGGUAUGGUGGGCAAAAUCUUUGGUUGCUGCUACUACUGCCCCAAACAAGACCCAUUUUACUUGUGAAUUGGGUUCAGGUCGUCUUAAGGCUCAAGCAGGCUUUCACACUAAGAGUUACCAAGAACUGCACAAAUUCACCAUGUGAGUUUCCCAUCAGGAGGUUUAUGAAACAUGUGAUGAUUCUUUUGCACUGGUUGAUGCUCUUCUACCGAUUGCUAUAACCUGCUGGAAGAUUAUCCAUCAUUGUGCAUGGAAAUGGUGACAACAAGUGUUGAAUGAGAAAGCAAAUGAUAUCUGAUACUAGGAUGUUUUGUCCUGACAAGUUGUAUGUUUUGCAUUGCAUGGCACGCAGAAUGGCUUAAAAAUACAGCAACCAAUUCUUACCUUGUUAGCUGAGGUCAGCUAUAUGGAUCAAUUGACACCGUGAAACUUUGUGAAAAACUAAACUAUCAAUAAAAAUCACUUUUAGCAAGGUCA
Molecule: messenger RNA, 5985 nt
Organism: Vigna angularis (adzuki bean)
Lineage: Eukaryota; Viridiplantae; Streptophyta; Magnoliopsida; Fabales; Fabaceae
Product: pentatricopeptide repeat-containing protein At2g22410, mitochondrial
Exons: 4
Coding region: 195-2228 (677 amino acids)
Biological process (GO): RNA modification
Molecular function (GO): RNA binding; protein binding
Source: RefSeq, a predicted model, not a curated record